Messenger RNA from Leptosomus discolor (cuckoo roller), 1227 nucleotides. NCBI's taxonomy places the organism in Eukaryota, Metazoa, Chordata, Aves, Leptosomiformes, Leptosomidae. The record is from RefSeq and is a predicted model, not a curated record.
AUGUGGACCAACAGAAUUGUUACACUGAUAACUUCUUUAGCAGCAAAAGUUCUUCCACCUCCAUCCAACCUGGACUACUCAUUUAUCCAAAUCUGCACCCUGAACUGGACAUGGACCCCCCCCGAGAAUGUCAGCAGUAGCUGUGACCUGGAGUAUUCCAGUGACAUUGUGAUAGAUGAGGUCCCUCAGGAUAAAAGAGAAUGGAGUAAGAGUCGCUUCCGUGUGACAGAUACGUUCUUGAAUGAGGAAAUGCGUUUCCAAGUGAGAAGUGAAUGCAAGCACGAUAACACCAGCGAGCCCAGCCAAUGGGUGGAGACCUCACUUCUGCCAAAAGGUAUUCCAGGUACUGCUGCUGUUGACUUGAGCUGUGUUUGGCACAAUUUGGAAUACAUGGUUUGUACGUGGCGUCCUGGGGAGAAUGCAAGCAGUGAUACCAAUUACACGUUGUUCUACUGGUUUGAUGGUUUGGAAAACCAUGAGAAGUGUAGCAACUAUUCUAUGCACCAAGGAAUCUCUGGAUGCAUUUUCGAUCUUAGUUUUCCAAAAGUCACCAGUACUUUCCCAGCUAUAAGGAUUUUGAUUAAAGAUGAAUCUGAAGAAAUUAGGCCUGUGUGUGCAAGUAAAAAUCCUACCACCCUUGUAAAACCUGCUACACCAAGACAAGUCGCACUGUCAAAGAUUAAUGAUGAAAUAUAUGUCAAAUGGAACGAAUCAGACACCUUUCCAGAAAACUGUUUAGUUUACGAAGUUGCAUAUCACAAUGGUGAUUUGGACACCACUCAGAUAAUUAAAGUUGAAAAUACUUAUACGUCAAUUCCUAGUGUUGAUCCUAAUCGCAAGUACAGCUUCAAAGUGAGAGCAACACCAAAGCCCGAGUGUUAUAGCAGCAAGCUCUAUAGUGACUGGAGUGAAGAAAAGAGUAUUGGUGAGAACAAUUACUCUGCGUUCUAUGUUGGUUUAAUAAUCACCAUUCCAUUAGUAGUAGCAGUAUCUAUGAUAAUUCUGCUAGUUUAUCUAAAAAGGCUGAAGAUAUUAAUUCUUCCACCAAUUCCAGACCCUAGAGAAAUUCUUAAGCGCAUGUUUGGAGAGCAGAAUGAGGAUUCCCAGAGCUGUGCGAAGGAUGAUUCUGUGAAUGCUUAUGACAGGUUAAUUAAGGAAGAAGAAAUUCAUUCUUUAAUUUUAACAGAAACUCCAGAGUGCGCUAAUUCUGAACAAGAAAAACGAUAA